AUGCGCAUCUCAGAAAUUUCUGACUUCUGGAGAGACGGUGAAGAGAGAGUGAUGUCGACCACUACAAACAACCUCCGCGUUGGCUUGAACAAGGGCUACCCAACCACACAGCUCCCAAAGCGUGUUAAGCCUUCUCACAGAAAGGGCGCUAACUCUGAGCGUGGUCGCUUGGUGAAGGGCGUCAUCCGUGAAGUUGCUGGUUUCGCUCCAUACGAGAAGCGUGUCAUGGAACUCCUCCGUAACUCCAAGGACAAGAAGGCACGUAAGCUCACUAAGAAGCGUCUUGGUACUCUCCGUCGUGCCAAGGGUAAGGUUGAAGAGCUUUCUUCGGUUAUUCAAGAAGCUCGUACCAAGGGUACCAACUAA
Messenger RNA from Wallemia ichthyophaga EXF-994, 366 nucleotides. Its product is annotated as 60S ribosomal protein L36-A. Gene Ontology annotation, cellular component: cytosolic large ribosomal subunit; ribosome. NCBI's taxonomy places the organism in Eukaryota, Fungi, Basidiomycota, Wallemiomycetes, Wallemiales, Wallemiaceae. Gene Ontology annotation, biological process: cytoplasmic translation. The coding region runs from base 1 to 366 and encodes 121 amino acids. Gene Ontology annotation, molecular function: structural constituent of ribosome. The transcript has 3 exons. The record is from RefSeq and is a predicted model, not a curated record.